GCGCUGGGCGGGAAUAGUCACUCUCGCGCGCUACAGGAUUGACAUGGCGUCGUGCGCUGUACAGCUGAUUGACAAAGUAACGAGGAAGAAGGUUGAAAAACUGAAAUUUGAAACAAACAUUUUGAAGGGCCCUUAUAUGAAGCACCCUUUACAAAACAGAUGGGGUCUUUGGUUCUACAAGAAUGAUAAGAGCAAAAUGUGGCAAGACAAUCUAAGGCUCAUCACCAAGUUCGACACAGUUGAGGACUUCUGGGCCUUAUACAACAACAUACAGCCGCCAAGCAAACUCUCCUCUGGCUGUGACUACUCUAUGUUCAAGGAUGGCAUUGAGCCCAUGUGGGAAGACAGGAGUAAUAAAUGUGGUGGCCGCUGGUUGAUUACUCUAGCCAAGCAGCAUAGACGCACAGAACUUGACCAUUUUUGGCUGGAAACGCUGUUGUGUCUUAUUGGAGAGGGCUUUGGCUCCUUCAGUCGGGAUAUCUGUGGAAGUGUAAUCAAUAUUCGUGCCAAAGGGGACAAAAUUGCCAUCUGGACCUCCAAUGCUGAGAACUGUGAGACAGUGACAUACAUUGGUAAGAAGUAUAAAGAAAGUCUUGGGCUCCCGCAGAAACUUGUCAUUGGAUAUCAAGCCCAUGCAGACACUGCAACUAAGAGCAACUCCAUAACCAAAAACAAGUUUGUUGUUUAAAAAGUGUGCUUUAGUUUGAUGCUGUUGCAGAGGCCUGGAUGUUUACAUUGGUAAAAGAAUAAUCUUCUAUUCAUAUUUUUUUGUUACUUUAUAUGUGUGGCUGUAACUUGUGGCAUUUAAAUUCACCUUGAUGAUAUGCAAGACUUCGUAAAUGUUGAACUUGUUUGAGUUGUACUUUUUGUGCUAUUGAAGGGAUGUCUAAACUGCUAAGACCUUUUUCUUUGAAAAUUAAAACGAACUACUUUUGCAAAUGUUUGUGGCUUCAUGCAUGUGUAAAGAGAAAAUACUUUGGCUUUCCUUUUGAAGUCCUUUCCUUUCAUAAUUGAAGUUAAAAAAGUCUUAAAAGACAUACUGAACUGCCUUUCAAAGAAUCCACUUGUAUACAUAGAUUUACUUAAUGGCAGCAGCACUUGAGCUGACGUGGCCACCACAAAUUAGUGCAAAAACCUGAUGAUCCAUUACAUGUUAUCCAGCAUAAUUUGUGAAUGUUCCAGAAAGCAUCUUGUGAUUUAUUAGAAAUUAGGAAAUCUCUCCUUUAGGUAUCUUAAAUAUUUCUCAAUUUUCUGUCAUUUUGUUCCUAAAAAAGAAUGUGUGUAAACAAAUGUUCUGAAACCUUAUGGUUCUGAGCAUGUUGAAUAAAGUAGUUUUUAGCAGAUUUUUAGAUUUUUCCUAAUCCUAACCGUAUUUGGGACUGAAAAAGUGUGCUUGAGAGAAAUCUUUAGUGACUCACGAUUGGUCGUGUACAUUUAAUCCUGCUUUUGAUGCACCACAAUUGAAAAAUAAAUCACAAACAUGUUGACAAG
Messenger RNA from Onychostoma macrolepis, 1491 nucleotides. It is a transcript of the gene eif4e1b, whose product is annotated as eukaryotic translation initiation factor 4E family member 1B. Gene Ontology annotation, molecular function: RNA 7-methylguanosine cap binding; translation initiation factor activity. The transcript has 7 exons. The record is from RefSeq and is a predicted model, not a curated record. Lineage: Eukaryota; Metazoa; Chordata; Actinopteri; Cypriniformes; Cyprinidae. Gene Ontology annotation, cellular component: cytoplasm; eukaryotic translation initiation factor 4F complex. The coding region runs from base 44 to 688 and encodes 214 amino acids. Gene Ontology annotation, biological process: translational initiation.